Messenger RNA from Cucurbita moschata (crookneck pumpkin), 900 nucleotides. RefSeq lists its product as uncharacterized. Bases 1 to 900 code for a protein of 299 amino acids. Gene Ontology annotation, molecular function: zinc ion binding; nucleic acid binding. Lineage: Eukaryota; Viridiplantae; Streptophyta; Magnoliopsida; Cucurbitales; Cucurbitaceae. The transcript has a single exon. The record is from RefSeq and is a predicted model, not a curated record.
AUGAAUCUGAAAUGCCCUACCUUAGGUGAUUUCAGGUGGUACAAAGACAUGUACUUCAGCAAAGUUCUUAUUAGAACAGAUAGUUCGUUGGAAUUCUGGAAAGAGAAUUUUGUCAAUGGACUACCAAAACACUUUUCAAGGAGGAUCAAAGAUGGUCUCAAGACAAAGCACAAUGGAACAAUUCCAUGGCAGACUCUGUCAUACGGAUCCAUAGCAUCCUUCAUCAUAGAAGAAGGACUCAGGCUUUAUAAUGAGUCAAAGAUUCAAAACAAGCUCAAUUCUUCAAUAUCAAAUAGAAAAGAGCUUGGAAGAUUUUGCGAUCAAUAUGGAUGCAAGGGAAUAGAAGCUCCCUCAACCUCUAUACGAAACAAGGUUAAGACGCAUCCAAAACCUUAUCAUUCAUACAGGCCUAGAGAAACAUAUCGGAAUAAACCCGUGCAGUCUCAAAAGCCAGCAUAUUCAAGAAGGAAGUAUAUUCCUACAAAAACCCAUGGAGGAAAGAAAAAACAAACUUGCUUCAAAUGUCGUGAAGAAGGACACUAUGCUAACAAGUGUCCAAUCAGAGGAAAGAUCAAUGAGUUGGAUAUAGAUCAAGAGCUGAAAAAUCAGCUAUUACCACUGACCCUAACCGACUCAGAGCAAUCAAGCGAGGGAGAAAUCCUCGAACUCCAAGAAGAAUCCGAUUCAUAUUCUAGCACAGAAUACGAAUCAGAACAGGAGGGAAAAAGGACAUGCGAAGGAUGCAUAAAUGUACUCACAAAGGAUCAAGAAAUUCUACUCGAAGUAGUAGAAAAAGUUCAAGAUCCAGAAAUUCAACAGAAAAUUGCUCAACGACUUAGAGAUGCCAUGACAAUCUCUAAGCCACCUGAAAGGGAAGAAAGAAAUCCCUACAGACUCUAG